Clupea harengus (Atlantic herring) is the source of this 2407-nucleotide messenger RNA. NCBI's taxonomy places the organism in Eukaryota, Metazoa, Chordata, Actinopteri, Clupeiformes, Clupeidae. The record is from RefSeq and is a predicted model, not a curated record.
UGUGCCCAGCGGAAUGGUGGGAUCCAUGCUCUCCGUCUACCGGAACAUCUUGGUGCUCAGAGGCACUCUGAAGUCCAAUGCUGGGGCCAGGACCAGAAGACGCAGAAGGGGUAAAAGAGGAGGCGCCACCACUACCAGUGGUGUGGCUAAAGACGAAAGCAGUCCAGCACGGCCAGAGAUAAGUGAAAUCUGCCUGCCUGCUGAUUGCAAAGAAGGCAACUCCAAAAUGCCCUACCAGUGGCAAUUUAAGGCUAGAGAAACCUGGACCGACUUUUCGAUCAGUGAAGACAUCGAGAGGGACUUUUGUAACCCAAGCUGCGCUAGCUUCAUCGCUUUGAGUGUGAAGUGUGACCCCGUUUGUUUUGAUACCAUGACCUGCGGGCCCCAUGAGGUGCGACGGCUCUCCACAGCCCCCUCCGUGCUCAUGCCUGACUUCAUCCUCACCACCGAGUGGCUCUGGUAUUGGGAAGAUGAGAACGGAGAAUGGGUCCCCUAUUCCUCCAUAAAAGAGAGUCACAGGAUGUCCUCAGUGUCCUCCAGUGAUCUGGAAAAGCGUUACCAGGAAGACAACAACGCUGUGGUCCUCUUCACAGUUGGUAAAGAGCACUAUGAACUGAGUUUCAAAGAUAUGGAGCAAAAGAAUGUGAACUAUGGCACCCCGAGACGGGUUAGAAGAAGACCUAUAUUCAUCUCAUCGGUUGGUGUCCAAACCGCCAGAACCAGCAAGAAAAGAGGCCCUGUAUCAUCACAAUAUGGCAAAGGCGUACCAGGAUACCAGGAGUCUGCUGUGCCUGAAACAGGAUACAAGAGAGUAGCUCUGCUAAGUACUGACCGGGACUAUCUGAAGGUCCAGGAGCUGUUCUGCAAGACACUGAGCGGUUUUGACAUCAUCAGUAUUGAGAGGAUCCAGAACAAGGAGCUCUGGGAGGACUUUCAGACGAAACGAGAACGUAUGACGAAAGCCAACAAGGAUAAAAAGUACGUCGCUGGGGAACGUCUGCUCUUCCAUGGCACAGAUUCCAAGUUCAUUCAUUCAGAAGGAUGCUACUUUGCCCGGGAUGCAUGCUACUUCAACAGCUACACCUCUGACCACGGCGUACGCUCUAUGUUUGUGUCCCGCGUGCUGGUAGGCAGCUACACCCAAGGGCAGUCUCAAUAUAGCCUGCCACCCCCCAUAGAUGGAGGCCUCCUUCUGUAUGACAGCUGUGUAAACGAUGUCCGCGACCCUUCUAUCUUUGUGGUGUUUGACAAGCAGCAGGUCUAUCCCGAGUUCCUCAUUACCUACACUGAGCACGUCUAUCCUACGGAUCUGACAGGUUCUUCUCCUGAUUACGCUUCUUCUGCUGUCUCCGGUUUACUUUCUCCUGUUAAGACCACUGCGACUUCCACACAGUCCAAUUCUGCACACAGCUCCACCACGCUUACUGGCAUAACAAGUGCACUAAAAACGGUAACCGUGUCCACUUUGACCUCGAGUUCAUUUGUGUCCCCGCCUUCUGUGGUGUCAAGUCCAUCCUUGUCAUCUGUCAAGCCAUCCACAGGGUCUCCCCAAAGCUCUGUCAUAAAUCCCAUUCUUAUACCUCCAUCAUUUGUGUCCCCGCCUUCUGUGGUGUCAAGUCCAUCCUUGUCAUCUGCCAAGCCAUCCACAGCGUCUCCCCAAAGUUCUGUCAUGAAUCCCAUUCUUUAUCCUCCAUCAUCCAGUCUGAAACCAGCCCAGGUUUUACCUGCAACCAGGACCUCCGCAGGGUCAGCAACUCUGCCUGCUCCUGUUCCAGCCUCCACUUCUUCAAUGCUGCCAAACAGUCAUCCUUUACAGGCAGUUCAAAUGCGAAAGAGCGACGUCAGCAGUGAUGACUGCGAUUUUGAGUUUGUAGAUUCGUUUUACAGCCCAAGUUCUAAGAGCACAUCAACAGCCCUGUCUAAUCCAGGAAGAUCCAGCAGCUCCGCACUAAACCAGCAGUGGGUUCCCAAACCAGUUCCCAGUCGACGUCUGUACUCGUCGUCAGAUGCAUCUCUGGUCAGCACCACUAUGAGGUCUGCCACUCCAAAGUCAACAAGUACAAGAAGGGUGUCUCCUCCCCGCCUGUCCACUACAACAUCCUCGUCAGUGACUCUUCCUACGAGUCCACGAAGCCAAGACCUCUAUAAUGUCCCCUCAGCUACUCGGAGACAGAAUCAUGGAGCAAAAAAGAAAGAGGAAUGCAUCUUGCUUUGAUAUCAUUGCCUGUUUUGUCCGUUGGCCUAAAUUUUUUUAAUUGUUAAAACACAUUUUCCCAUCCCUACUCAGGGGUGCAAACUCGUCACCUUUCGGCGAAAUUCGCCGUUUCUGAUCCAAAUAGAUCAUUUGUGUGAUUCAUUCAAUAAAAAUAUUUUUAGGGGGGUUGGGGUCCUCCAAGUAAUCUGCGAA